GAAUCAUCCCUUGGGAGACAAUCAGCCAACAUGUCGAAAAUCUCUGUCGCCGGCGUUCGCACGAAUGUCAAGGAGCUCCUUGAGUACUCCAACGAGACCAAGAAGAGGAACUUCCUCGAGACCGUCGAGCUCCAAAUCGGCCUCAAGAACUACGACCCCCAGCGUGACAAGCGUUUCUCUGGAACCGUCAAGCUCCCCACCGUUCCCCGUCCCCGCAUGGCCAUCUGCGUUCUCGGUGACCAGCACGAUAUCGAUCGUGCCAAGCACCACGGCGUCGAUGCUAUGUCCACCGACGACUUGAAGAAGCUCAACAAGAACAAGAAGCUCAUCAAGAAGCUCGCACGCAAGUACGAUGCUUUCAUGGCUUCCGACGCCUUGAUCAAGCAGAUCCCCCGUCUCUUGGGUCCCGGUCUGUCCAAGGCCGGAAAGUUCCCCACUCCCGUCUCUCACGCUGAGGACCUCGCCAACAAGAUGACCGAGGUCAAGUCCACCAUCAAGUUCCAGCUGAAGAAGGUUCUCUGCAUGGGUGUCGCUGUCGGCAACGUCGGCAUGACCGAGGAUGAGCUGAUCGGCAACAUCAUGUUGGCCAUCAACUACCUCGUCUCUCUCCUGAAGAAGGGCUGGCAGAACGUGGGCUCCUUGACCAUCAAGGCCACCAUGAGCCCCCCCAAGCGCCUCUACUAGAGCGUUGUCGUCUGGGUUGCUGGGUUCGUCAAGUCACGCUGCAGCGGGCUCUUGAAAGAUGGCCUGUUCUGGUAACGAUCUAACGGAAUCACGAUCUCGAAUGGAUGAAGGAUGGGCAGUAAUGUAGCUUUAAAUGGCAUAUGUGAACCCUGUCACCUAAA
Molecule: messenger RNA, 845 nt
Organism: Macroventuria anomochaeta
Lineage: Eukaryota; Fungi; Ascomycota; Dothideomycetes; Pleosporales; Didymellaceae
Product: 60s ribosomal protein-like protein L10A
Exons: 3
Coding region: 31-684 (217 amino acids)
Biological process (GO): translation
Cellular component (GO): large ribosomal subunit
Molecular function (GO): RNA binding; structural constituent of ribosome
Source: RefSeq, a predicted model, not a curated record